Molecule: messenger RNA, 687 nt
Organism: Purpureocillium lilacinum
Lineage: Eukaryota; Fungi; Ascomycota; Sordariomycetes; Hypocreales; Ophiocordycipitaceae
Biological process (GO): endoplasmic reticulum to Golgi vesicle-mediated transport; vesicle fusion
Cellular component (GO): SNARE complex; Golgi medial cisterna; cis-Golgi network
Molecular function (GO): SNAP receptor activity
Source: RefSeq, a predicted model, not a curated record
AUGUCUGCGCCAACAGGAAGCGGGGGCUGGGCCCAGCUGCGGCAGCAGGCCCGGACGCUGGAGACUCAGACGGAGACGCUUUUCCACACGUACUCGCAGUUCUCGACGGCCGCCAACAUACCGCCGAAGCCGACCGACCAGGAGCGAGAAACCGAAGCCAAGAUCCAGGAGCUGCUGGAAAAGCGCGAGUCGGUCGUCUCGCAGCUCGCGCGGCUGCUCGACUCGGAGGCCAGCCUCACCUCAUCCGCGCUCAAGCAGAACAACCUCUCGCUGCUGCGGGAGAAGCUGGCGGCGCACCGGCGCGACCUGGGCCGGCUGCGCGGGACGCUGCAACAGGCGCGCGACCGAGCCAACCUGCUGACCAACGUGCGGUCCGACAUCGACCAGUACCGCGCCAACAACCCGGAGGCGGCCGAGGCCGAGUACAUGAUCGACGAGCGGCGGCGCAUCGACAACAGCCAUGGCAUGGCCGACAGCGUGCUGAGCCAGGCGUACGCCGUCAACGACAGCUUCGUCCUGCAGCGCGAGACCCUGUCGAGCAUCAACCGCCGCAUCACCCUGGCGGCGAGCAAGGUGCCGGGUAUCAACACGCUCAUCGGGAGAAUAUCCGCCAAGAAGAGGAGGGACGGCAUCAUCAUGGGUUGCUUCAUUGCCCUUUGCUUCAUCGUAUUUUGGUGGCUGCUAUAA